Plutella xylostella (diamondback moth) is the source of this 1528-nucleotide messenger RNA. RefSeq lists its product as uncharacterized. The record is from RefSeq and is a predicted model, not a curated record. Lineage: Eukaryota; Metazoa; Arthropoda; Insecta; Lepidoptera; Plutellidae.
UCAGAUUGUUUCUGGGGGACAGGCGCAUCCAAAAAGUCAUCUUAAACCGGGAAUACUCAAGUUCCUAGUGGCCUUAAUAUCCAGAGCAAGAGAAAUUAUAGAUCCACAUGAAGUUUCCACGACAACAAACACCACAAGUCAUAAUGAUAAAGACUUUGCUAAAAAUGAAACAACUAACCCCAACAGUGAAGACGAAGUCAAUAUGGACAAUUCAACUAUCACAAACACAAACAAAACCUCGCACAGUGACAAUAACAGAAGCAUCAAUCAAAAUCACUCACCACCAGAGAACGAUACUUUAAUUAACCAAACCAGCGGUCCAGCCACUGACGUCAAUACAAAUGAUACAGCCAAACAUCAGAACAUAGAUCUCACAUCAAAACAGACUAAUGUAUCUUUGAAUUUGGACACUGAUAAGGCUGCGUUAGCUAAAAAAACAGCUAAUUUCAGUUCAGUAUCAGUUUCCACGGCUUUUAACGGCUCUUCAGUACUUAACCAACUCAGCAAUCCAGAAACUGGCGUCAAUACAAAUGAUACAGCCAAACAUCAGACCAUAGAUAGUCUCACAUUAAAACAGACUAAUGAAUUUUUGAAUUUGGACACUGAUAAGGCUGCGAUAGCUAACAAAACAGCUAAUUUCAGCUCAGUAUCAGGCUCUUCAGUACUUAACCAACCCAACAAUCCAGAAACUGAUGUCAAUACAAAUGAUACAGCACAUCAGACCAUAGAUAGUCUCACAUCAAAACAGACUAAUGUAUCUUUGAAUUUGGACGCUGAUAAGGCUGCGUCAACUAACGAAACAGCUAAUUUCAGUUCAAUAUCAGUGUCCACGUUUUCCAACGGAUCUUCAGUCCUGAAUUCAGGAGAUGCAAAAGAAAACACCAAAUUCGCAGCAUCUGAGAUAGCCUCCCAAUCUGUGUCUUCUGAAGCAGCCGUUCCAUCAUCUGAUGGUGUCAAAGUUAUAGAGUCAUCAGAUGGACCUAUUGAUGCUGGGGAACAAGGGGCUACAGAUAAAUCUUCAAAAGUACAGGCUGACCACAACGUAAUCACAGGAUCAAUAUCAACAACUGCUAAGGAUGCAACAGUAGUAACAUCUUACCAAAAUAGUACUACUGAAGAAAUAUCUGGAAAACAUGAAAGGAACGCAUCCAAUGUAACCAAAACCAUCGAGACAUCAACAGAACCAGAUAUUGAACACAAUACUGAAUCUAUUCGGACUAUAGCAAAAGAACGAGCAACAAAUUUGGGAUCAAAUAGCUCCACUGUAAAACCUCCGUCUAGUAGAUCUUCAAAUGCGGAUGACCUUGCAGCUAAAAAUGAACGCAGUCAUGUCAAAUCUUCGGCUAGUAAAAGCUCAUCGUCAAGCCGAAAGCGAUCUGAUAGGGCAGAUGCUGGCGGAAACAAAUCAGUGAAACAAGCACCAGUCGGAAACAGUCAAGCCAAACAAGCACCAGUUGGAAACAGUCCAGCUGAAAACAGUGCCCGUGCAGCAGAAUUCAGUGGAAACAUGUCUGAACAUAGAAAAUAA